CCAAGAACUAAGUUCUUUGUCGAUUGUGAUAUCUGAUUGCUGCACAAGGAUACACGUAGGUCCUUGAGAGCGACGAGAAUUUUCGCGCCGAGUGGCAAACAAUGGUCCUCCCUUCAACGACCACGGAGCGCCUUCUCUCCGGGCUCGCAAUUCGCCUGAUACUGAUUUUCUUGAUCUGCCCUCUCGUCGAUUUUUACCUCGAGACCCCCUACACGGACAUUGACUACUUCGUUUUUUCCGACGCGGCUGGGGCUUUGAUAGAUGGAAAAUCGCCAUACGAUGACACGGGCCUGGCUUACGGGUACCCCGUCGACCUCCCUGUAAAAUCAACGGCAUCAAGGCUAUGCGUUGCAAAUUAUAUCAUGUCGGGGUCGGGAAGAAUGCACACAGUUGCAAUCCAUUGUGCGGCUUUCUCCUGCAAGAAGGUCUAGAAAGAAAAAAGCACACAGAGCAUAACAAGAGGAAGAAUCGCGAGACUCUUGCUUAUCCUUACCCAGCCUGCAUGAGGAGAAAGGCACUCUGUCUUCGGAUGACAAAAGGCGCGGCUUAUUUUCUUUUUGCUGACGAUACACGACAGAUGUUUGUCUACGCCAGACGCAGCACCAUGUUCCAGACCAUCCAGAUCGGUAUUUGCAAUGCAUAAAGUAGGCCGGAGCGUUACAACAGACCGGUGCUUCUCGAGGAGAACACAAAGUACCGCUACAGCCCGAUUCUAGCGGUUCUGCUGCAGGGGAACCAUGUUGAUUGGAUCCGGUUUGUUCCGUCUGCGUUCCUUGGUUGGAGGUGGGACGCAGCUGCUUCCAAGGAAUCCUCCCUCUGGUUUGGGAAGCUUCUAUUUGUCCUUGCCGACGUAGCCUGUGGCUGGUUGUUGGAGAAAUUAUUGAUGCAGAAAUCUACUUCUAGUUCUAGUUCUGGUACGAAAACAACAACUUCCGAGGGGAAAAAUAAACGUGUAAUUGCAGGAGAAACACACGAACAAACCACCAGCUCGUACAAGAACCCAUCGACUACACCCAGCAACGUGGCAGGUCGCGGCACUACGCAGGUUUCAACCUCUACUGCCGCGAUCGACAAUCUCGAGCAUGUGGGAAAACUUGUGUUCGGCAAGCUCACCUUCCUCCUCUGGCUUGGGAAUCCGGUGGUCAUUGCGCUCAGUACCCGAGGUAGCUGCGACGUUUGCACCUCCUUGUUGCUGUUUCUCGGGCUUUUGCUUUUUUCGCGAAAACGCAGCGUCGCUGCUGCGGGGGUCUUGGGCCUUGCAACGCACAUGCGGAUAUACCCCGUGGUGUACAUCGUCCCGCUGGGGCUGGCGAUUUGGUUUGAUGCCGUAUCUUCUUCAGCUGCCACGUUUGCAGACGAAGGGCGGGGGAGCGAUAGUACAGAUCCAGAUGCAGAUGCUCAACACGUAGUAGCCCACGACGAUAUGAAGUACGGGAACAGCAAGAGAAAUCAGAGCUAUUUCCAAACGACGAAAGUCGGAGCAAAGCUCUUGCUUUCCCUCUGUGGCUUCGCAACCGGUUUUCUUUUGCCAACCCUGCUGUCCUACUCUUACUUCGGACACGCCUACUUGGAUGCCGCGUUUUUCCACCAUGGACGCAGGAUCGAUACGAAGCACAACUUUUCCCCCUACUUUUUUCUGUUUGCGAAACUGCUGGGGGAAGGAGGUGGAGAAGACGGUGGCAGCGCCACGGUCCUCGUUUUACGCUUGUUUUCGACAGGUUUGCAGUUAACCUUGGUGGUCGUUGCUGGCGUUUACUUGUGGCUAGGACCACGCGACCAGGAGCUCCAGUGGGCGGGCUUGCUUCAGAAAAUUAUGUUUCGGUUUAAUUGUAUUCCCGUUUCCGGUGGAAAAAUAAGUAGAAGUACGGCCCUUCAGAAGCAGUCUGCCGGCGUCCAAACGAAAAGUCCAGCCGCUCUCCUGGCGAGAAAAAACAGAAAAAGGUCGCAAACCCCGAAGAUGAAGACACGAACGAGCAAUGCUGCGUCAUUGUCAGCGUCUACAGGCAGCACAGCUUCACCUCGGGAAAGACUGGCACGACCAAUGCGACAAGAACAAGACGCUGCAGCAGUCCCCUCAGGCGACGAUACAGACGAAGAGCAUGAAAGCAAACACCCCAGGAGCAGCGCAGCAAAGAUAGAAGAAACGUUAUUGAGAGGAAAAAUCCCCCCUCGCCAUAUUGAAAAGGUAUGUUUCCAAAAAUUUGUAUUGCGGAUUUGAGGUCACAAAUCACAUCUGUCUUGCAAGAAGACAAGGGCAGAAGCUUCCGCCCCAUUAUGGAAGCGAUUUGUCAUGCUGCUGGGCCUAAAGGGGGGCCGCUUGCCAUGCUGAACUACUAGACCCAUACGCCCCUACCUAGCCUGGGGAUCUGGCCGCGGUGACUCUCUGCAAUACAAAGCUGAUUUGUGGCCACAAAGCAGCAUCACAAAUUUCCGUUUUGAUAUGGGGAGGGGGGAUUUUUCAUUUUGAUAAACGUUGCAUCAAUCCUUGCUGCUCCAGAGCCUGGUGUUUGUCCUGGCCAACCGGGUUAUCAAAUGCAAAAAUGUCUGGGUCUGGAAACUUGUAAUGCUGUGUUGGGAAUAGUGAAUGCUCUGUAUUGCACAGCCAAGCAUGAGAAAUAUCUGCGCUUCUUUGUGUUGCGUUUUUCGCAUGAGAAACUGCGUUUUUGCAUGACGGAAAAAGGGUCUCUUCUUGGACACGCAUCACAAACUUUUUUGUCAUGCCAGACAAGCAUGAUUUUGAUUCCAGACCCAGACACUUUUGCAUUUGAUACGGGUCUGUACGGCGCAGUACUUUCUCUGGUGGAUGCAGUUUUUACCUCUGGUGUUGCCAAAUCUGAUAUUGCUGAAGCCGACGAGGGACAGUAGAAGACGCUCCUCAUCUGAUAUAAGAUCCCGUACGAGUAGAAAAUCAAUAAAGUCUACAACUUCCGCAAUAAGCCUUUUCACAGUGUUUGGAGCUUUCGGCUGCAGCGUUUUGAAUUGGCUUUUCUGGGCGUAUGUGCUAGAAUUUCGAGGAAUAGCGUCCGUACGGCCUGUGGUGUUUUGUAGCAGUUUAGCGGUCAGCGGAACGCAGGGACUGUUGGUGAGGAAGUUUGCAAACCUUUUUUAUUCGGAAGAGCAGAAAUAGAACAAAAGUAGUAAACUAGUGCUCAGGAGUGUAGAUCGUAGUAGAAGUACGUACGUAGGGCAGUAGUUUUUACAACUCGCUCGCCUUGACAGCGGACGAGCACACGAUGGCUGUCAUCCUCUCUGCAUCUGGCUCAGUUCUGCAGCUCGGGUCGCAAUUUUGUACACAAUUUCUUACAUCAAAUGAAAAUUUCCAUCUUUUGGCUCCUGGGUGAAGUGAGAU
This is a messenger RNA of Amoebophrya sp. A120, 3349 nucleotides long. The record is from the annotation of a GenBank genome assembly. Lineage: Eukaryota; Dinophyceae; Syndiniales; Amoebophryaceae.